AUGAGAUUUCAGAUAAUGAGUGAAUCAACUAAUAUACUCCAUAAAACAAUUGAAAAAUAUGAAGAGUUCAAUGAACAACUUCGGGAUUUUACUAAAAGUUUACUGUUAUUUGAAAAAAUGCAGCAUCAAUCACUUAGAAAUGAUGACAAUGGAAUAUCCAUUUUGAAUGUAAAAAAUGAGUUACUAUUACAUUAUAUGACUAAUCUCUGUACAAUUAUGUUGAAAAAAUCCGCUGGUCAGUCAUUGACAAAUGAUAAAAAUAAAACAAUUUUAUUGCGGUUAUGUGAAAUUCGCACUUAUAUUGAAAAAACACGUCCGAUCGAACAAAAAUUACAAUAUCAAAUAGAUAAAUUGUUAAAAAUGGAUUCGUCGUCUGGUGAACAAGAUUUUUUAAAACAUCGUGCAAAUAUCGAUAAUUUUGACGAAGAAACGAGUCAUAUUAAUGGUGAUAAAAAUGGAGAACAAGAAAAAAAAAUGGAUGAAGAUGAACCCAAACUUUAUCGUCCGCCAAAACUAGUUCCACUGGCAUUUGAAGAUGAUAUAAGUACAAAAGGAAAAACUCUAAAACGUCUUGAAUAUUUAAAACGACGUGCUUACUACAGUAAUGUUUUACAAGAUUAUAAAGAAAAAUAUUCUGAUGCACCUGAAGAAUAUUUUGAUACUGAUCGAAGUCGUUUAUUAAAAGAUAAUCGCUUGUACAAAGAUAAAGUGAAUUUUGAAGAAGAUUAUUUGAAACGUUUACCGCAAACAAAAUUAGAGCUUAAACAGCUUAAUCGUUCAAUAUCGAAUAGAAAUAAUUUGAAUACCAUAACAGAUAAUAUUCAGGAUGGACGAUUGUUGUAUGAAGACGAAGAUGAUGAUGAUAUGGACUUCAUUGGUGGUGAUGGUGGUGGAAGAAAAAAUAAAAAUAAAUCUAAAACAACCAUGAAAGGACGAAAACGAUUGAAAAAAAAAGGAAUGAAAAGAUUGAAAUCAAAAGGAAAAAAAAGAGCAUAA
This is a messenger RNA of Didymodactylos carnosus, 996 nucleotides long. The record is from the annotation of a GenBank genome assembly. NCBI's taxonomy places the organism in Eukaryota, Metazoa, Rotifera, Eurotatoria, Philodinida, Philodinidae.